AGGCUCUGUCCCAGCAGGCGCCCAGCUGGGCUUGGCAGAGGUUCCUUUUUCCUGGAGUCAUCAGAAGCUCUGUGGUUUUGGUCCCUUCCUUCUCACAAGCUGGUGUUCACAUCUCCUUAUGGUUCCCUUGCAGGCUCGUCUCCGGUUUCCCAUCGACUACCCCUACUCUCCUCCUGCCUUCAGGUUCCUAACCAAAAUGUGGCACCCCAAUAUCUAUGAGACAGGUGAUGUCUGCAUCUCCAUCCUCCACCCGCCCGUGGAUGACCCGCAGAGCGGGGAGCUGCCAUCGGAGCGCUGGAACCCCACCCAGAACGUGCGAACCAUUCUGCUGAGUGUGAUCUCACUGCUGAAUGAGCCCAACACGUUUUCCCCUGCCAACGUGGACGCCUCCGUGAUGUACCGCAAAUGGAAGGAGAGCAAAGGGAAGGACCGGGAGUACACGGACAUCAUCAGGAAGCAAGUGCUGGGCACCAAGGUGGAUGCUGAGCGGGAUGGAGUGAAGGUCCCCACCACGCUGGCUGAGUACUGUGUGAAGACCAAGACUCCAGCCCCAGAUGAGGGCUCAGACCUCUUUUAUGAUGACUAUUAUGAGGAUGAUGAGAUGGAGGAAGAAGAAGAGAGCUGUUACGGUGAUGAGGAUGACUCCGGCAAUGAGGAAUCUUGAUGGGCCUCUGGCAUUGCAACACUUACUAUAAACUGCUGAAUUUUACCUCAACUAGAACAAGCUGGUUUGAAUUUAGGAUCUGUCAGCCCUGAAACUAACUCUCUACCUCGCAGGGAGACUGUUCUGCUGUUGAAAAGGAAAUCCCAUCGCUGUCUUUGUAGGAAAAAAAUAAACCCCCUAUUUUAUAAACUUCCUGGGGGGUGGGUGAAGAGGGGGAAGAUGUGUUGGGGUGUUCACAAAGCCACAGAAACUGAGGUGCUGGUGGCUCUGCCUGGCUGAGGAGUGACAGCCAGGCCUGGUGUUGCUGCCCCUCAUUUGGGUAUGUUCAGCUUCUUUUCAGCCUCGUGGGGUAGGAGCUUGUGGGGCUUGUGAGGGGUGGUGAGUGGUUCCUUUGGUGGGGGGGCAGCAUGUGAGUGCUGUCUUGGCUUUCAACACCUUUUGGGGUUCACCCUGCAGCCAUCAGGACCCUUCCCUGCCCAUGAUGCUGGAGCUGUGUUCACAGUGAGAAGGGCACCAGGGAGGACUCGCCCAGGAGCCACCAGCACUGAGUGUGUGGGGAUGGUUUGGUUGUGGUUUUUAACUAGCUGGGGAGAUGGGGUCAUGCUGAGUAAUUCUGCUUCUGGGUUUUUUUUUGACACUAUUUAAUAAAGUUCUUCCA
This is a messenger RNA of Ficedula albicollis (Collared flycatcher), 1322 nucleotides long. It is a transcript of the gene CDC34, whose product is annotated as cell division cycle 34. The coding region runs from base 119 to 664 and encodes 181 amino acids. Gene Ontology annotation, biological process: ubiquitin-dependent protein catabolic process; protein polyubiquitination. NCBI's taxonomy places the organism in Eukaryota, Metazoa, Chordata, Aves, Passeriformes, Muscicapidae. The record is from RefSeq and is a predicted model, not a curated record. Gene Ontology annotation, molecular function: ubiquitin conjugating enzyme activity. The transcript has 4 exons.